Molecule: messenger RNA, 934 nt
Organism: Jaculus jaculus (lesser Egyptian jerboa)
Lineage: Eukaryota; Metazoa; Chordata; Mammalia; Rodentia; Dipodidae
Product: gamma-crystallin E
Exons: 4
Coding region: 343-867 (174 amino acids)
Biological process (GO): lens development in camera-type eye; visual perception
Molecular function (GO): structural constituent of eye lens
Source: RefSeq, a predicted model, not a curated record
ACUUCUCAAGACUAUGAAAUAAAAACCUUCCUUCUAUGAGCUUAUGCUGAGUGGGUCUUUUGUGCCAGCGGUGAGAAGGCUUCACUGAAAGGCCCCAACAGCAUCAAAGGACCGUUUUAACCAGGUCAUCCGUUCGAAAGCUCUGGAAAGUCGAGAGAAAACAUACAAUGACCCCCACCUCCCCCACAGUCAUUAUAUAGAAAGGAGAGGGCGCGCCCCUGCCCCCCGCGGGCCCCUUUUGUGCUGUUCCUGCCAACGCAGCAUCCCUCCUGCUAUAUAUAGGCGGCCCGCGCCAGGGCCCACACACCCCACAGCAGCACCCCACCACCGCCUGCACCAGCCAUGGGCAAGAUCACCUUCUACGAGGACCGCGGCUUCCAGGGCCGCCACUACGAGUGCAGCAGCGACCACUCCAACCUGCAGCCCUACUUCAGCCGCUGCAACUCGGUGCGCGUGGACAGCGGCUGCUGGAUGCUCUAUGAGCAACCCAACUUCGCGGGCUGCCAGUACUUCCUGCGGCGCGGGGACUACCCCGACUACCAGCAGUGGAUGGGCUUCAGCGACUCCAUCCGCUCCUGCCGCCUCAUCCCCCACUCCAGCUCGCACAGGAUCAGGAUCUACGAGAGGGAGGACUACCGAGGCCAGAUGGUGGAGCUCACGGAGGACUGCGCCUCUCUCCAGGACCGCUUCCACUUCAGCGACUUCCACUCCUUCCACGUGAUGGAGGGCUACUGGGUCCUCUAUGAGCUGCCCAACUACCGCGGCCGGCAGUACCUGCUGCGGCCCGGGGAGUACAGGCGCUACCACGACUGGGGCGCCGUCAAUGCCAGGGCGGGCUCCCUGAGGAGAAUCAUGGAUUUCUAUUGAGACAUGUUGACCCUACCGUUUUCUCUAUCUGGGCGCUAAUAAAAUAUUUCCUGUGUGUUUCAUGCAA